GUAUUGCGGAAUUUGCGGGGCCCCAAAGACGCUUGGCUUUCAGUUGGAGCGAAGCAGUCUCGGUGUGUGGUAACGGCUCGGUGGUUGUAUUAGUUUGUUGUCGAGUGCGUUCGAUUUCGGUGAAGCUUUUCUUUGUUGCCUUUCGAGAUGCCGAUCCUUAGCGGCUGCUGCUUUUGCUUCGACCUGAAGGUCGGAGCGAAGAUCAUCGGCGUCCUGAACCUGAUUGGAGCUUUGAUGAACACCCUCACACUGGCCGGUACGCUGGUCGUGUUUGUGAUCAUGGGACUGGGAACCGAUACUGCGAACAAACUUUCGAAAACCUUCGAAGCAAAAGUAGAUGAUUAUGAAGACGAGUACGUCGAUGUAAGAGAAGAGCAAGGACCAAACGUGAUGGAAAUUUUCCUAGACAAAAUCUCGACAAUCACCAUCUUCUUGUACAUCCUGCUUGCAGUUUGCAUCCUUAUGGUCAUCACUUCAUCUAUGCUUAUUCAUGGAGUGAAAAAUGAUCGUCGAGGUCUACUACUACCUUACGUGUGUCAAGAGGUAUUCAAUGUAAUCAUCUUCUUUGCCUUGUUCAUCUGGAUUCUUGUGACCUUUGGUACAGACAUCAGGGUAGUUGGUACUGCACUAAGCAUGUUAGGAGCAGUAUUGCUUCACAUUUACUUUGCUCUGGUGGUAUUUUCUCAAUAUCAGGCACUUGGUCUAAUCAGAAUGCAUGAGGAGCAUAGUAUGAAGUAGAAAACAAAAUUGAGCCAAAGAUGAAAGGCCCUCACAUACAGCUUCCUGAUAAGAUUAAUUUCUCAUUUUCUUGUGAGUGAGGAAGAUGGAGAUCUCCUUGUGUAAGGUUGAUCACCUAUGAAACUCAAAGUGUGGCCAUGGUAGUCAUUGCUAUAAACGGCUUCUUGUGCAUAAAGAACUGUAUUUGUAACUUUCUCAUUCACCUGUCAGACACUCAAUAGAGCACAUAUUGUUACUUAGUUUCAGUGUUACUUGGUACACCGGCACUACAGUGACUGUACGGAGAGAGUAGAAUUUUCACUUAAUGGGCGAAAUAUCAAGUAUAUUACAAAGAAGGAUUACAAGGGAGGGAAAUGUAAGAGACUAUAUCAGAUAUAAUGAAUCCUUGAUCUUUAAUAGUAUUUGAUGUUUUUGGAAUCAUGAUCUGAGCUCUAGACUGUUUCAGCCUAAUGUCAUGUUUGUGACAUAAUUGUUGAUAACCAUGCUCUCACUCUAUUUUUAAGGAACUACAUAGCAUUUUUAUGUGCCUUGAAACUAUUUUUCUGCAACACAACAGGCAUUUCAAACUAUCAUACGUACUGUGUAAAAAAGAAACUGCAUUCAAGUUUUAGUUUUCUCUUGACAGUACCAGAUAUGUUAAGUGUACUAAGUUGUAUUAGUAAAGUGAAUAGUCCUUAGUAAUACUUUUCAUGAAGUGUAGUACUUUAUUCCCAGUAAAAUGGAAAUAAAACAUGUUUCAUACAUAAGUAAUUUUAAUUUUUUCCAAAACAAUACUUACAAGUGAAAAGUUAAUGUAAAAUGUGCUAAUUGGUUAUUAAGUGAAAUAUGCUAAUUAAGUUGACUAAUUUAAGUAAAACUACUAUUCAUGUAAACUUUACAUGUGGUGCAUGAUUUUUUUCAAGUAUCUCUUAGUUUCUUAACCAUUUAAUGUUUUUGAUUUCUGUACUGAAUUUCCAAAUAAAUGUUUGGUGUUUGAUAAA
Molecule: messenger RNA, 1718 nt
Organism: Macrobrachium nipponense
Lineage: Eukaryota; Metazoa; Arthropoda; Malacostraca; Decapoda; Palaemonidae
Exons: 5
Coding region: 148-738 (196 amino acids)
Source: RefSeq, a predicted model, not a curated record